AUCAUAGUAGGAUGGUAAAAGAACCUCACCUUGUUAUUUUGAGAGAACCGAAUUCUCGAUUGAUUGGUUACGCAAGACUGGUAGAGGAAAGUGCUGAAUACAAAACAACAAAAUUGAAUGAAUUUUUCAACGAUAAAAACAUAUCUCUGGAUGCAUUGAUUGGCAUAUGCACUGACGGUGAGCCAACAAACACUGGCACACACGGUGGAAUUAUACGAAGAUUCGAAUUGCUGCUAAAAAGACCAUUGCAUUGGUUUGUUUGCCUUCUACACUUCAACGAACUUCCGUUUCGACAUUUGUUUGGGGUUUUGGAUAAAUCAUCCACCACUGGACCAACAUCAACAACCGGGAAACUAAGCAAGCAAAUUGAAAAUUCUGAAGCUCUUCCGGUGGUGAGCGACUUUCAGAGAAUUGCGUUGGAAAAUAUGCCUCCUGUUGCAGAACAGCACGAAUAUUCCACCGAUUCGCAGUACUUAUACGACAUGGCACAUGCAAUUUCUAAUGGCGUGGUUUCUGUGGAUCUGGCUAACAUAAAACCAGGGAAAAUUGUACAUUCUCGCUGGCUCACCAAGGCCGCUAGAUUAUUACGAUUAUAUGUGACAAUGAAAAAACCACCUAAAAAUUUAAGAAUUCUAUGUGCCUUAUGUGCCAAUGUAUUUUAA
Wyeomyia smithii (pitcher-plant mosquito) is the source of this 662-nucleotide messenger RNA. RefSeq lists its product as uncharacterized. The record is from RefSeq and is a predicted model, not a curated record. Lineage: Eukaryota; Metazoa; Arthropoda; Insecta; Diptera; Culicidae. The coding region runs from base 12 to 662 and encodes 216 amino acids. The transcript is spliced from 2 exons.